This is a messenger RNA of Aspergillus clavatus NRRL 1, 1119 nucleotides long. Its product is annotated as class I SAM-dependent methyltransferase. Lineage: Eukaryota; Fungi; Ascomycota; Eurotiomycetes; Eurotiales; Aspergillaceae. Bases 1 to 1119 code for a protein of 372 amino acids. The transcript is spliced from 2 exons. The record is from RefSeq and is a predicted model, not a curated record. Gene Ontology annotation, molecular function: methyltransferase activity.
AUGUUCCUCAACGGGCAGGGUGGACAGCGACCUCCGACGGUGGCCACCCCGCCACUCAACAUUCGCACUUCCAUGUCGACAGAUUCUAGUGGUCUAGGUCGUUCAAGGAACAACUCCGAUGCUAUGGAUAUCUAUGCAAUCACGGACAGGAGUCAUGCAGAGCGAGAUCCGGCUGCUGGCCGAUGGCACGGCAAUGGGUCCCCCAGCAUCAAUGCUACGAGUAGCAAGAAUCCUGACAGAUACCCAUGUUAUCAGGAGAACGGACGAACCUACCAUGGAUACCGCAAAGGAAUCUAUAUGCUGCCGUGCGAUGAACAGGAGCAGGACCGCCUGGACAUUUUCCAUAAACUCUUCACCGUGGCGAGGGUCUCUGACGGCUUGAUUUACGCCCCGCACCCGAGCAACGGUCGAUUCCUGGACCUGGGUUGCGGAACGGGAAUCUGGGCGAUCGACGUCGCCAACAAGUAUCCAGACGCAUUCGUCCUUGGGGUCGACUUGGCUCCCAUCCAACCUCCCAAUCACCCGAAGAAUUGCGACUUCUACGCACCAUUCGACUUUGAAAGCCUUUGGGAGAUGGGGGAGGACUCGUGGGACCUGAUUCACAUGCAGAUGGGCUCUGGGAGCGUGGCAAGCUGGCCGAACCUCUAUCGAAGGGUCUUCGCUCAUCUUCGUCCUGGUGCCUGGUUCGAACAGGUGGAAAUCGACUUUGAGCCCCGCUGUGAUGAUCGCUCUUUGGAUGGCUUGGCUAUCCGUCAAUGGUACCAGUUACUGAAACAAGCCACCGAGGAAAGAAUGCGGCCUGUCGCUCACAGCUCGCGCGAGACGAUUCGAAAUUUGCAGGAAGCUGGCUUCACUGAGAUCGACCAUCAGAUGGUUGGGCUCCCUCUCAAUCCUUGGCAUCAGGAUGAGCACGAAAGAAAGGUAGCUCGAUGGUACAAUCUGGCGAUUUCGGAGAGCAUUGAGACGAUGAGUUUGGCCGCCUUUAGCCGCGUGUUUGGUUGGCCCAUUGACCGGAUACAACGGAUCUCCGCUGAUGUCAAGUCAGAAGCCUUUAACAAAGAGAUCCAUACUUACAAUAUCUUGCAUAUAUACCAGGCACGCAAACCGCUGGCCAAUUGA